GAGAAACUGGUGAUGACAGGAAGGUCAAGCAUAUCAUUCCUGGUUGGUGUAUGUCCCAAGAACUAUCAUAAAAGCAGCCUCUCCUUGCCAUGGAUGAUGACUACCAGAAUGAAGCUGAAUACCAGAAUGAAGGAUGCAAAAGUGACAUUGUUGAAGAGGAAUUGUCCCACAUCUGGGGGGUGCAUUCAGCACUUGCAAGAACAGAAUCAGUGGCUUCUGACCAGGGGUAUGAGAAUGAUGAGCAGGAAUACGAGUCCAUCAAAUUUCCUGACAUGCGGAUGAGGAAACUUCCAGAGAUAGGAGUGAAAACAGAGCCAGCUUUGAUUGGAUCUAAGGUUGAUAAAUGGAGAUGUUUUGGCAGAGAAUGCCUCGUCGUCGUCAUCUUUGUUUCGCUGAUCUUUUCCCUGAUAAUGGCAGCAGCUGGCAUUCUGAUGGCUUGUCUCAAAUGCUUUUCAGCAUGCCCAGAUGAUUGGCAGAAGUUCGAUGACAAAUGCUACUAUUUUCCCCACAAAAAGGAUACGUGGGGUAACACAAGAAGUGCCUGCAAAGACCUUCAUGCAGAUUUAAUAGUGAUCAACAAUGAAAAAGAACAGAAAAUUUUGAUUUAUAAAAUGAAUUCCACUAGUGACGUCUGGCUUGGCUUGAGUUACAUAGAAGCUAAGGAAGAGUGGAUAUGGGUGGAUGCCACCAAUCUUUCCUACACAUCCUGGAAGUCAUCGAAACCAAGUCAGCUUAUUGGCGAAGAUGGCUUUCCUCUCCAUUGUAUGAUCGCAGAGAAAGAAGCCAAGUACAAAUGGAGCAACACUGCUUGCAGGAAGCGCCACCAAUCUAUUUGUGAAAAGAAGAGUCAAGUUGUCUGUGUCCUGCAGUCUCCGCGUUUGCCCUGAAUUUAAUUUCCUUUUGGCCUUUGUGCAUCCACAAACAGACUUCAUGAUAGAGUACUAUUAAGGACUCUAAUUGGUUUUGUGGGGCUAGAGCUGUAUCUUCAUGUUCUUUGGAAUUUGGGUGGGAAUAGAAGUAGCUGAUGGUUGGGUGAUGGGAUGUACAAACUGUCACAGUAGCUGCUCUUUGUUCUUAGUUUCUCUCUAUAUAUCAAUAAAGGAAAAUCUUGUUUGUCUCU
Molecule: messenger RNA, 1120 nt
Organism: Hemicordylus capensis (graceful crag lizard)
Lineage: Eukaryota; Metazoa; Chordata; Lepidosauria; Squamata; Cordylidae
Product: C-type lectin lectoxin-Phi1-like
Exons: 6
Coding region: 90-887 (265 amino acids)
Source: RefSeq, a predicted model, not a curated record